This is a messenger RNA of Trichomonas vaginalis G3, 684 nucleotides long. Its product is annotated as pseudouridine 5'-phosphatase protein. Bases 1 to 684 code for a protein of 227 amino acids. Gene Ontology annotation, molecular function: phosphatase activity. The record is from RefSeq and is a predicted model, not a curated record. The transcript has a single exon. NCBI's taxonomy places the organism in Eukaryota, Parabasalia, Trichomonadida, Trichomonadidae.
AUGACUUCAGAGCGUCCUGUGAUCAAAGCAGUUAUAUUUGACAGUGAUGGAACAAUAAUAGACUCUGCAGCAAUAUUCUGGAACAUUUGUUAUAAGAUAGCAGGUCAUGAAUUUCCGACAGAUUUUUACCUAGAACUUAAUGGACUUAAAGACACAGAUCUUGCUGCCCGUGUUAUCAAACGUUACAAUCUAAAUAUGACUCCAGAAGAAUUCCUUCAUCAAAAAGACAUUUUGAUGGACGAAGAAAUUGAACAUUUGCCACUCAUCAAAGGAAUCGAUCAAAUCAUAUACAAACUACAUGAUAUGGGCAUACCUAUUUCAAUUGCUACAGGAAGUCAAAGAAUUCCUUUCGAAAGAAAAUACGUUAAUCAGCCAAUCAUUAAACUUUUCAAACACAUCAUUACAGGAGAAAAAUGUAAAGUUGGCAAACCAGAUCCUACAAUUUUCCUUUCUGCCAUGAAGAUGAUGGGUGAUUUUAAGCCAGAAAACGUUUUAGUCUUCGAAGAUGCAUAUCUUGGUGUCUUGGCCGCACAGCGCGCCGGAAUGCAUUGUGUUUAUGUGCAUAACGAUCCUUCAAACGUCGAGGAGCAAUUCAAAAUAUUUGGAAUCAAAAAUGCUGUUCCUCAUGAAAAGAAUUGGUGUGAUUUUGAUUUCAAUAGAUAUAUUUGGGAACCACAAAAGUGA